AUGGGGGCUGGAGCGAGCGCUGAGGAUAAACACUCCAAAGAGCUGGAGAAGAAGCUGAAGGAGGAUGCCGACCUUGAUGCGAGAACUGUCAAGCUGCUGCUGCUAGGUGCUGGAGAAUCAGGCAAAAGCACUAUCGUCAAACAGAUGAAAAUUAUCCACAAAGAUGGUUACUCACUUGAAGAAUGCAUGGAGUUCAUCGUCAUCAUCUACAGCAACACCUUGCAGUCCAUGAUGGCCAUUGUGAAGGCCAUGACCACAUUCAAUAUGAACUAUGGCCACAAUGAUCAGCAGGAUGAUGCCAGGAAACUCAUGCAUCUUGCAGACACCAUUGAGGAAGGCUCCAUGCCUAAAGAGUUGGCAGAUAUCAUUGUGCGCCUGUGGAAGGACUCUGGCAUACAGGCGUGCUUUGAGAGAGCCUCAGAGUAUCAACUCAACGAUUCCGCUGGAUACUACCUGAAUGACCUGGAGCGACUGGUCCAACCGGGCUACGUGCCCACUGAGCAGGAUGUGCUGCGAUCACGAGUGAAGACAACUGGUAUCAUCGAGACCACGUUUUCCUUCAAAGAUCUCCAUUUCAGAAUGUUUGAUGUGGGGGGCCAGAGGUCAGAGAGGAAGAAGUGGAUCCAUUGUUUUGAGGGUGUGACGUGCAUCAUCUUCAUUGCUGCUUUAAGCGCCUACGACAUGGUGCUGGUGGAGGAUGAUGAAGUGAAUCGAAUGCACGAGAGUCUACACUUGUUCAACAGUAUCUGCAAUCACCGCUACUUUAUCGCUACCUCCAUUGUACUCUUCCUCAACAAGAAAGAUGUGUUCACUGAGAAGAUCAAGAAAGCUCAUCUCAGCAUGUGCUUCCCUGAUUACGAUGGCCCCAAUACGUAUGAGGAUGCUGGUGCCUACAUCAAAAUGCAGUUCUUGGACCUGAAUCUGCGGAAAGACAUCAAAGAAAUCUACUCUCACAUGACCUGUGCCACAGACACAGAGAACGUCAAGUUUGUGUUUGACGCCGUAACCGACAUCAUCAUCAAAGAAAACCUGAAAGAUUGUGGUCUCUUCUAA
Messenger RNA from Cottoperca gobio, 1053 nucleotides. RefSeq names its product guanine nucleotide binding protein (G protein), alpha transducing activity polypeptide 1 (gene gnat1). The transcript has 8 exons. Gene Ontology annotation, cellular component: cytoplasm; heterotrimeric G-protein complex. Gene Ontology annotation, biological process: phototransduction, visible light; detection of light stimulus involved in visual perception; adenylate cyclase-modulating G protein-coupled receptor signaling pathway. NCBI's taxonomy places the organism in Eukaryota, Metazoa, Chordata, Actinopteri, Perciformes, Bovichtidae. The coding region runs from base 1 to 1053 and encodes 350 amino acids. The record is from RefSeq and is a predicted model, not a curated record. Gene Ontology annotation, molecular function: GTP binding; GTPase activity; G protein-coupled receptor binding.